UUACAUAUUUUUGCAGAAAUCACGUUGUGGAUUAAAUAGAGUUUUUCGUGUUUUACAGUGUUCUUUACCUUCCGGCACCAUGGCCGACUGUUUGGGAUCGGUUGGGCUGCCCAGCAUGAAGGCUCGCCAGAAGAAAUUGUGCCAGGAAAUGCAGAAACCCCGUGCGGCAGCCGUCUACAAAGAUGCGAAUAACGUGGGUGCGCGUAUGCUGGCCAAGCUAGGCUGGUCGGAGGGUAAGGGUUUGGGGCGCAAUGAGGAUGGUAUGGUCGAUCCACUGCUCACCCGGUUCAAGAAGGACAACGAAGGGCUAGGAUACGCGGGCGAAAACGAUGAUCAGUGGACCCAGCACGAUGCCGGUUUCAACGAGCUAUUGAAGCGCUUGAACGGCGGUGCUACCGAGGAAGAUGCGCCCGCCGAGCUUGAAACCAUCGAUCCAAAAGCACAGCUACAAUCACUGGAGGAGCGCUCGAAGAAAUCACGUGCCCGGGUUCACUAUCGCAAGUUUACGCGUGGCAAAGAUCUGAGCCAGGUGAACGAGAAGGAUCUGGCGAACAUUUUCGGCAAACGAUCGUUGGCCGAUCUAGGUAAGCCGGCCGGCAGUGAGCAACAGGCAAGCAACGGUGUUUCUGCGGCUGCUAGUGACAACGAUUCCGAGACCGAGGAAACGAACAUCUUGGGUCUCACGACUAUCAAAGCUACCCAAUCGUUACAAGAGUACUUCCAGGAGAAAAUGAAAAUGAGAAAAGCUGCCUUAGCACAAGGAAACCAGGGAACUGUAGAGACCACGAAAGGGUCUGAUUCUGUGCAGCAUGAGAACGGGGAAACGGCUGUAGAAACAAAGAAAAAGAAAAAGAGUAAGAAAAGACAAGAUUCUUCUGAAGAAAUGCACGUGGAGCAGCAAACCGUAGAGGAACCAGUACAGGAACAACCGGCAAAGGAUACUAAGGUUAAAAAGAGCAAACGGAAAGAUGAAUCGAUCGAUGACAUUGAAAACGAUCAAGUGGCUGAAGAAGCAGAAACUGAGCUGAAUGCUUCUGAACCGAUCAAGAAGAAGAAAACUAAGAAAAGGAAAAAUGAAGCUACUCAAGAAGAAACAGAUCAAACCGUGGAAUCAAAUGCCGGAUCAGAGAACUCCUCCGAUGUACAGGAUACUGAGCCAUCGAAGAAAAAGAAGAAAUCCAAAAAGGACAAACCAGAAGAGACCGAGACUGUUCCUACAGAGGAUCGUGAUGCUGCGAUAGCAGAAAACGUCUCGUUAGACGUCGAACCAACAAAGAAAAAGAAAAAAUCCAAGCAAACCAAACAAGCGACUCCAGGGGAACUAGAUUACCAGGCGAUGGCAGAUGCAGAAGCUACUCCCGGCAAUGAAUUAGAUGGUAAGGAUGAGACCACAGCGGGGACAGCCGACAUAGAGCCGUCGAAUGACGAUGCUGCGCUGGGUGCAGAGAUGACUUGCCCGGUGAAGGUGGCCAUAUUGAAGCAUCUCGACGAAAUGGCCUUUCCCGGUUCUAACUUUGGCAAUAUUAUCGGUUACAGAUUGACCGAGAAUGUAAAGCUAGUGCGAAGAGACGAUAACAUGCGCCGUAAGCUCGAGAAGCAUCGAUACGCAUCGCAGAAGAACGUGUCCGACCAUCGGAAGUGGCAAAAGCUCAAGAAGGUGACCGCCUUCGAAGCAAUCUAAAGUGCGGGGGUUUCGCAACUGUUUUUCAAAUAAAAUUGUUUAAACAUUUA
Messenger RNA from Anopheles aquasalis, 1731 nucleotides. RefSeq names its product PIN2/TERF1-interacting telomerase inhibitor 1. Lineage: Eukaryota; Metazoa; Arthropoda; Insecta; Diptera; Culicidae. Gene Ontology annotation, cellular component: nucleolus. The record is from RefSeq and is a predicted model, not a curated record. Gene Ontology annotation, molecular function: telomerase inhibitor activity; nucleic acid binding.